UAAAACGGGAUAAAAAACACAAAUUUGGAAACCAAUUGGAAGCCCAGAAAAUUGCGGAUAACAGAGUUAUUUUUAUUUAUUUUAUUUAUUUCUCCGGGCCCAUAUAUCACAGUAUCAUGGAAAACAUGGUCCAGAAAAAGGCGGUAAAGCGAUCGCGAUCGGCGGAUGACGACGAUGCCAACAACAAUCUCACCCAGCGGAAAAUCUGGGUGAACCAGAAGAUGAGUGAUUCCAACAAUCCUCAGAAAAUGAAGGAGGUCCAUGAGAAAACAACGAAAAUGCUUUUCGACGGUGCAGCCGGCAAUGGAGGAGGAGGACAGGGUCAGGGCCAGAAUGGAUCCUCCACUGGAAUGGAUGGUCAGCAGGGCCAGGAGCAGCAGCCCCAGCUGUGUGAGCAGUACCAGCUGCUCGGCGACGGAACCAUCAUGCUGCGCAACCUGCGAGCCGACCUGUCCAAUCCGCGCCUGGAGCGCCACAAGUCCCGCUGCUGCCAGCGGCAAACGCUCAUCCACGACAUCUGCGUCAACUGCACCAUGGAUCUCUGCGAGGAGUGCGGCUAUUCCUGCGGCGAGUGCUCCAAGUUCAUAUGCCGCAGUUGCGUCACAUUAUUUGGUAAUCGUCUUGAUGAAGCCGAAGAUCCUUUGUGCGACCGCUGCCAGAUGUUUUUCGCCUAGCGAUCUCGCCUUUGCCAAAGGAUCUCUUGGCCAGAAAAGAAGAAAAGCGC
Molecule: messenger RNA, 724 nt
Organism: Drosophila takahashii
Lineage: Eukaryota; Metazoa; Arthropoda; Insecta; Diptera; Drosophilidae
Product: apoptosis regulatory protein Siva-like
Biological process (GO): extrinsic apoptotic signaling pathway
Molecular function (GO): CD27 receptor binding
Source: RefSeq, a predicted model, not a curated record